Molecule: messenger RNA, 1521 nt
Organism: Alternaria arborescens
Lineage: Eukaryota; Fungi; Ascomycota; Dothideomycetes; Pleosporales; Pleosporaceae
Exons: 2
Coding region: 1-1521 (506 amino acids)
Source: RefSeq, a predicted model, not a curated record
AUGCGGCUGCUAUACACUACUGGCGAGGGGAGGCUCGAAUGGACCGAUGACUUGAUCGGGGACAAGAUCUCCCCGUAUGCGAUCCUGUCGCACACCUGGGGCGGGCAGGAGGCAACCUUUAAGGAUCUUCGGCACUAUAGCAAUAUAGAGGAAGUUGAUGCGAAAGUCAAGGAGGGCUAUCAAAAGAUCUUCUUUUGCGCUCAGCAGGCUAAGCGCGAUGGUCUGGAAUAUUUUUGGGUAGACACCUGCUGCAUCGACAAGACAAACAGCCAAGAACUCCAGGAAGCGAUCAACUCUAUGUUCGGCUGGUAUCAAAACGCAAAGAGGUGUUAUGUAUACCUCUCAGACGUUGAGUAUAAAUCUUCCGAUGCAGACAGUGAAUCGUGCCGGAGGUGGAAACCGGCCUUCAGGAAGAGCAGAUGGUUCACCAGAGGCUGGACACUCCAGGAACUUCUUGCUCCUGCAUCGGUCGCAUUCUACUCGAAAGAAGGAGAGCGAUUGGGGGACAAGCAGACCCUCAAGGACACUGUACACGAGAUUACAGGGAUACCUGUUGAAGCACUGGAAGAAAGACCAAUAUCCGAGUUUGGUGUAGCUGAACGAUUUUCCUGGGCGGCAAAUCGCCAGACAACACGCGAAGAAGACGAAGCGUAUUGUCUGCUAGGUAUAUUCGGCAUCAACUUACCGCUCAUAUACGGAGAGCAACGGCUCAGGGCGAUGAAGCGGCUGCUGAAUGAAAUUGAACAACCUGCACUUAAAUCUCUUGGAGCCAUCAAGAAAGACACUGAGGCCGUCAGAAACUACAUGCCCGCUGUUACAUCUAAGUUAGACAUGAUUCGGCAUAACCAAGGCUCGGCAAAGCACCACACGCUUCUAGAUUGGAUAUCAGCUUCCGACUUUCCCUCGCAGCAAUCGGACAUCAUACAGCGCAGGCAGGAAGGGACCGCCCAGUGGUUUCUGGAUGCACCUGAGUUAGCGCAUUGGCUCAGGGAGACCAAGGCCACACUCUUCUGUCCAGGAAUCCCAGGAGCUGGCAAGACCAUGAUCGCAGCUACUGCGAUUAAUCAUGUGCUAAACACAAUGCAGAAAGGCUUACAUAGGGUUGCUUAUGUGUACUGCAACUACAAAGCUCGGGAGGAGCAGGGUGUUUCGAACCUACUGGCAGCUAUUCUGAAGCAGCUAGUCCGGGGUCGAUUGUCAACAGUGGUUCACGUAGAGCAACUACAUCAGAAGCAUGCGAACCGAGGGACCAAGCCAUCGCUCGACGAGAUUUGCAGCGUAUUGCGAGACGUCCUGGCACAUUAUCCUACCGUAUACUUGGUGAUCGAUGCACUGGAUGAAUGUCAGGAAGAUACUCGUCGCCUGGUCCUGGCCAAACUCCGAGAUCUCCAGACAGCCCGGGACGUCCGCCUGAUGGCCACCUCCCGUUUCAUACCAGACAUUGAAGAUGCCUUCAGGGAAGCGCCGAGACUGGAGGUGCGAGCUAGCAGAGAGGAUAUCAAACGUUUCGUGGAUGGCUAG